UUGAUUUCUAAGGGCUGUAGGUUCCAUGGGGGAAAGAAUUUUCUUCUUUCUUCCCUUCUCUUUCCCCCAUGUUUCUGGAAACCUCUAUGCAUCUCUCUCUUCCGUGUUCGAUAAAUCGAGAAAAACGAACGACGACUUCGCUGUUUGACGGCGAGUCACGAUCAUUGGCUGCCAUCAUCACCAUCCCCACCUCGCCUCGAGUCCAAAGACUCCACCUUUGUUGGAAAAUGCAAAGUCGAAGUCUCGGACCGGGAACUUCGACGGUUACAGUGAAAAUUGGACUAGUUUCUCGUCAUUCAAGGCAUAUAUUCGAAGAAGGAAGUUUUCUUGUUUUUCCGGCGAGAUUCCAGCCAUUUUUCAACCUCCAACUCGGGUAUGUAAAAAGUAAAAAAAGAUAUAUGGAUAUCUCACCCCUAUUUUAUUUGUAGGUUGAAGACGAAUAGGUGGGUUGUUUUUUACUUAUUUGGAGCAAGAGCCAAUACUUUCAAAUGAUGGCUUUUGGACUUAUUCGAGAAGGAUGAAUCAAAUUCACUUGCCCAAAACCAAAUUCCAAUCUGUGGCUUUUAAGUGAGUUAGUGCAAAGGACAAUUGAUAUAGAAAAGGAAGGAUGAAAAGAAUUAAAGAAAGAUGGACAAGAUGAUUACAUGAGGCGGUGGAGAUAUCUUAGGAAAGAAUCUCAAAUUGAUUGGAACUCCUAUUUUUUAGCAAAAUUGGACUGGAGGCAAAGAUAUUAAAGGAAGAUACGAGCAGUAGAGAGGGACUCGGACUUCUUCUUCUGGCGUGGAACAAGGCAUCGGCAGAGUAGCAGUAAUUUGGUUUCUUUUAUUCAGUUUUAUUUUAUGCAUAUUUUUUAGGGAGCUUUAAUGAAAAGGGAUUGAAUUAACUUUUAAUUAAUGAAAAACCACCCUAAACUAUUAUUUAAUGAAAAUGGCUUAAAUUUUAAUCAUAAGGACACAAAACUUUUAUCUUAGGCCCUACAAAACUAAAACACACGGGCUCACCAAAAAGCCCAAACCGCAUAACAAUUAAUAUUCCAAAAUUACCCCUAACGGAGCCUAACCCAGGCCCGUUAACUAAAGUUACUGAAAUUCAUCAUCCCUCCCAACGCCAUUAAUGUUCACCAAACCCUUACACCGUACUAAAAAAACGAAACCUCCAUUGCUGCAAACGUCAAGUUCUCAAAGCGUUUUCAAGUUCGAUUCAAGUUUUCAAGCAAUAAUCUACACAUCAAAUCCGGAAUUUCUCAACCCACAAACUACAUUUGAGGACGAAAAACUGAAAACAUUCGAUCUGUACGUUUGCAGAGUCGAAAUCGGACAAACACAGUUCACAGUUCUGAUUUGCAUCCAGACGAAAACACACAAAAAAUUUGCGAAAUAAAAGCAACAGAGAAGAAACAGAGAUGGACGGAACAAAGAAACUAAGAAUAAAGACUUUCGCUGUAAAGAGUCCACGUAAGAUAGAGAAUAUAAGACCAGCAACUUCUUAUGUUCAAUAUAGAUGCAACGUUUUCGGGUUUGCAAAUGCAAUGCAAUUGUACAGACCAAUGCUUCAACAACGCCAAGAUGUCAUCAAUCAUUUGGCCGAGACACCAUUUUGGAGUCUAAUCAAGUUCUACAUAGAUGAUGAAAUUGUUGCAACGGACAGAAAAAAGAAGUCUGAUAUGGAUCUGAUCAAGAUCAUACAAUGCUAUGACUCCAAGCAACAACGGUUCAAAUUCGGAGAUCAUGAGCCAAAAGCAAUAACAAGUGAAGACGUCGUUCAAAUAUUUGGAUUGAACAACCAAGGGGUUGAACUACCAAACACAGACAAAUCCACAAAGAACAUGAAGGACAGCUUUGUCAAAACAUACUUUGCAAAGCAAAAAAUAGUGAAAAAAAAGGACAUUGUUGAAGCAUACCAAAAAUCAGUCCAAGACAAAACUCCUGAAGGGGCAAAAGCUACUGCUUCAAUUAUAUGUGUGCAUCUGCUACAAUCACUGUUAUUUGCAACAUCUGGAACUUACAUAGCGUGGAGCUUCAUAACAAUUUGUGGAGCUUUGGACCAAAUCAGCAAAUACAACUGGGCAAAAGGAGUGAGGGACUACUUGUUCAAGAGGAUUAACAAAUCAAAGAAAAAAAGGAAAAAUGGAGAAGAAUCAGCAAUAACAAGCGGAUGCACUACCCUUAUUUUGUAUUGGAUUUGUCUUCACACCAAUCUGGUGGAGACAAUAAGUGGGCUAGAAAACAUGAUUCCUGUCAUUGGAAGAUGGGACAUAACGAAAAUCCACAAAGCAAUCAGAGACAUUCGAGUUGAAGAAAUUGAGAUUGGUGGAGGUAUUCCUUGUUCUGAAGAACCAAUAAGGGAGCAUUCCAACAUCAAUCAAGAAGAAUGUAAUGCCAUUCCUUAUCCUCAACAAAAUAAUGAGUCUUCCAAGAAAAAGGAAAAGAAGACACCGGGAAGGAAAAGGAAGAGAACUGAAGUUGGAGCUGAAGAAGAUCAAAGCAUCACCAUCAAUGAAGCUCAGUUACAGUUUGAUCAACUGUACCAAGAAGAAUUCAUGAAAUUUGAUGCAAGUUAUCAAAAGGACUUCUUCGGGAUUGAUAAUACAUUAGGUGUGGAAGAUUUUGAAAAGUUUAAAAGAUGUGCGAGCAUGGAUCAAAAGAGGUAUCUAGUCCUCAGUCACAUGAUGAUAUAUGCACUCGACAACCUACACACAAAUUCAAUUGUAAUGAAUGAAACAACUGGAGCCCUUAACAGAAACAUUGAAAAGCUUCUGCAAGAACGACUUGAGGACAAGCAGAAGAUUAGUUUAAUGAACACAGAAAUGAUACAGUUGCAAUUAAAUAACACAGCAGCUUCUAUGAAAGUAAAUAAAUUUCUGGAUGAAAUUGGAAGUUUGAAGAAGAAGCUACUGGAAAAUCAAGGUGAGGAUCCAGAUAAUGAUGAUCAAGUUGAAGAGCAUACACAUGAUAAGGAUACUGCUACUGAGGAUCCAGUUCAAGAGAAUGCAACUGAAAAUGAUGUGGCUAUGGAGGAUCCAAAACAAAGGCAUGCAAUUGAUCAUGGUCCAGAUGAAAAUGAGGAGGAUCAAGCUGAGGAGGAUCAAGAUCAUGAAGGAAAAGACGCUGCCACUGAAAAAGCAACCUCUGGAGAUCAACCAGGUGUUCAAAUGCAGACUCCAACUAUCAAGGAUGCUGAAAAGCAAGAAAAAAAAGAGACUGCCAAAAAGAAGACGAGAACACUGGUAAAAAAUAUUCGAAUGAGGGAUGAUCGUAAACCAAAUGUCUAUCCACAUUAUGAUUAUAUCCCCAUCCAGAAAAAACAAAAGAAGGCAAAAUACAUAUAUGCUGUGAGUGACAGUGAAAGCCCUUCAAUUUUGCCGUCAGAAAGCCAACCAUUGGAUCUAAUAAUUGAGAAAGGAAAGGAGGAGCCCAAGGUUGAAUCACCCUUGAAUCCAAUUGCUAAAGAAAUAGCAAACAAACCUGCAAAGAAGGAUGCAAAGAAACCUGUAAAGCGAAAGCUUGACAAACGGUAUCAUCUACCUGCAUCAACAAGGGCGUACAAGUUACUUGCAGAUGAGACAAAAGAAAAAUUCAAGGAAUAUUACAGACAAGAGAAAAAUCCAAGGCAAGGGUCCAUUGUGAAUGACCUUGUUGUCCUAAAAUCAGAUCUGACAUCAUUGUUUGUGGAUGGAGCAAUCGAUGCCAACAUAAUUGAUGCUUCGUUCUACACAAUGGCAGAAAACGAAUAA
This is a messenger RNA of Malus domestica (apple), 3733 nucleotides long. NCBI's taxonomy places the organism in Eukaryota, Viridiplantae, Streptophyta, Magnoliopsida, Rosales, Rosaceae. The record is from RefSeq and is a predicted model, not a curated record.